This is a messenger RNA of Caenorhabditis briggsae, 966 nucleotides long. RefSeq names its product Protein CBR-SRD-40 (gene Cbr-srd-40). The record is from RefSeq and is a predicted model, not a curated record. The transcript has 6 exons. NCBI's taxonomy places the organism in Eukaryota, Metazoa, Nematoda, Chromadorea, Rhabditida, Rhabditidae. The coding region runs from base 1 to 966 and encodes 321 amino acids.
AUGACGACUGACGUUUAUAGAGAGGUUCUUGCUAUUUUUUAUCCGGCAUUCUUUGUAUCAUCUUUACUCAUUCAAGCAAUCCUAGUUUAUUUUAUUAUUUUCCACUCUCCGAAAAGUUUAGAAACAAUGAAAGUGUUCCUAGUGAACACUAGUGUCUUCCAUGUUAUUCUUAUUUUUGUAAGCUGUGCUUCACAGUUUAGAAUGAUAUCCACAUCAGUGCCCAUUGAGUUACGAAGUUAUGGACCUUGUAAAUAUUUCGAGGCUUGGAUGGGCUAUUCGCUGUACCAGAUGUUGCAGACUUCCGCAUUUAUGAGUGGCAUGUCUAUUCUGGUCACCUUCUUUUUCAAAUAUGAAGUCGUUCGAUGUAUCAAACUUCCGCGUUGUCGGAUAAUCAUUAUUGUUAUCGGGUUCCACAUCCCCAUAUUUGUCUCAUUAUUGAUGGAGAUAAUCAUGGUUGUUACACAAGCCUUACCAGAUGAUGUCCGAGAAAAAUAUAGACUCAUCAAUAGUAACGUACAAGAAUACUCGGUAAUCGGAUCACUGAGCUUGAAAACUCUACCGAGCAUAAUCAAUUUUGCCCUUAUUUCUGGAGCUGUUGCAUUUGCACCUUUCAUAUCGUUUUUUUUCAGGAACAAAAUCUUAACUCGAAUCAACUCCAAGCUGAAUCAUCAUUCCCAACAGCGGAAAACUUUGAUACGGGUGUUUGUAAAAGGUCUCACUAUUCAAGCCUUUCUACCGCUUAUAUUCUACGUCCCAAUUUUUGGGCUUUACAUCUAUUGCAUUCUAACCCACUUCGAAGUUCUCUUCCAGCAAUACUUCAUGACGGUCGUCCCUUCGCUACCUGCCCUUUUCGAUCCAUUAAUAACUUUGUACUUUGUGACGCCAUACAGACGACGAUUGAAAAUUUGGAUGCGAAUUGAGAAGGAAUCAAAAGUUAUGCCUGUCAUAACAUCACAAAUCAACUAA